AUGCCCAGUCACAGAUCUAAAACAGGACUGGUGUUUAAACACGGUGCGUCAGGUGAUUCUGACGGGAACCUUUUUACCCACCUGAGGCUGAAACCUGGUAAAAAUGCCAACAAAGCCAACUAUGCCAACAGUGCCACUCCUCCUGGAUAUGAUGGGAAUCUGGAUGAGCUCAGCGCUGUAAACAGGAACACCAGGAGGUUCCCGGUUCUCAGUGGAGGAACAUAUAAAGAGCAAAGAGACCUGUGGUCACCACACUCAGCUGAGAGCUUCAGAACCUUCACUGACGAGGACAAAGACUCAGAGUCUGUGAUGGAAGUCCUGCUCAGAGACGAUCCCUUCUUCGGGGACGGGUACCUGCUGUGGCCCAGACCGCGAGGACUUACCGAGCGCUUCCUGCAGCGCAGAGCUAACACCAUGCAGAGACUUAACAUGGACAGUCUCAUGAAUCAGCUCUUCCAGAGUCUGGAACAGAUCUCCUCAUCAUCAUCAUCAUCCUCUUUAUCAUCUGCUUCCUCCUCCUCCUCCUGCAGACACGCCCGUCCCUACAACGUCUCCCUGAACACUUGCGGCUUCUCCGCGGAGGACAUCACGGUCAAAGUGCGUGGAGGAAAGCUGGAGGUCCGGGUGGCUACACCCACCAACCCUGAUGCAGACGCCACAAACCCAAACACCACAGGGUUCGUGAGGAGUGUGGAUCUUCCCGAUCACGUCGACCCGUCCACGCUCGCCUGCACGCUGGGGGACGACGGCUUCCUUAGAAUCGAGUCCAAACCCAAGGAGAUGUCGGAGGAGGAGCGUCUCGUUCCCAUCCGCUUCAGGACCACGCUGGAUUUCCCUCUCAACAAAGACGAUCCGGAGAAGAACGACUAAAACAGAGACGCAACAUAAACACUGAUGUCUAUUUAUUAAUGAAUAAAAACGAAAAUAAGCUUUUUUAUUAAAACUGUAAGAUUUAUUUUGUCCAAUUGUUUUACAGCAGCAACAAUUAAAUGUUUGUAUAAAGAAAA
Messenger RNA from Trichomycterus rosablanca, 1007 nucleotides. RefSeq names its product heat shock protein beta-11-like. Gene Ontology annotation, cellular component: cytoplasm; nucleus. The record is from RefSeq and is a predicted model, not a curated record. Bases 1 to 870 code for a protein of 289 amino acids. NCBI's taxonomy places the organism in Eukaryota, Metazoa, Chordata, Actinopteri, Siluriformes, Trichomycteridae. Gene Ontology annotation, biological process: response to heat; protein refolding. The transcript is spliced from 3 exons.